Messenger RNA from Ruditapes philippinarum (Manila clam), 1769 nucleotides. Its product is annotated as zinc finger protein 721-like. Gene Ontology annotation, cellular component: nucleus. The transcript is spliced from 8 exons. Lineage: Eukaryota; Metazoa; Mollusca; Bivalvia; Venerida; Veneridae. The coding region runs from base 153 to 1769 and encodes 538 amino acids. Gene Ontology annotation, molecular function: RNA polymerase II cis-regulatory region sequence-specific DNA binding; DNA-binding transcription factor activity, RNA polymerase II-specific. Gene Ontology annotation, biological process: regulation of transcription by RNA polymerase II. The record is from RefSeq and is a predicted model, not a curated record.
UAAUUUGUAAUGGCAUUUUUCUUUAAAUUUCAGAUUAUACAAUCGGUCAGCACAGGUUAGACGAGGAAUUUUCAAACAACAACAACAAGAUCAUACAACGUACGUUGACACCGAUUUUCAAGCGCCCAGCGUCGUCAGAUGCUUCUGGCACAAUGAAGGACCUCAGACGCGCACCUAAAGCUGACUUUCCUCAAUUUGCAGAACUUGCUAAAAUAUCUAAUAGACCAAACUAUGAUAACACGGACAGUUGGUUGCAACAUGGAUACAAGACUGACGAUUCUUUCCGUCCGUUUGGUUGUAAAUAUUGUUUGAAAAAGUUUACGUAUAAGGGUGAUUUAAAGAGGCAUGUGCGUAUUCAUACAGGGGAGAGGCCAUUCCAAUGUCAGUAUUGUGAAAAAUCGUUCACACAGAGUACUCAUUUAAAGUUACAUGUAGUGAGACAUAUGGACCCUGCUGAUAACUUAAGCAUAGACCAGUUAAGAGAGCCAAACACACCUGCUUGGAGUGUUGUAAACAGGACUAGUUCUUCAACAGGAUUUUGGGCUGGUUCCACAGCAUCAAAUUUAUCAAUUAAAUCUGAGAAAUCGCAUAGUACCAGUCUAGGAUAUGACUUAGGUGCUCUGAGACAUUUUGUUGAGACAAAUAGUGGGAAAAAAGUGCCUCCUGGUGAAUAUACUUGUGAGAUAUGUGAUCCUGCUCUUGAUAGACUUCUGAUAGACCAGAAUGCAACACAAACAAUGAUGUCGGGUGGCACGCAUGCAGCCAGUCCUCGGUUAAAUCCAACCUCGGCCCAAGAACUUGCCAGUCUCAGAAACAGUGCCCAUCCUUGCCCAUUCUGCACCAAGAUAUUUGGAGCAAAAGCCGAUCUUGGCCGACAUUUGUUAAUUCACACUGGAGAUAAACCACAUAAAUAUAUUGUACACGGUAUGUGCAUGGACGCAACAUCACGAGGUACGGUUUCUGUACAUCGUAGAGCUCGGGUUCCGAUGACCUGUCAGAUUUGUGGGAGCCAGCUGAAAUCCAAGCAGAAUCUUCAGAUACACAUGUUGCAACAUACGGGAGAAAAACCGUGGUCUUGCCCGUACUGCGACAAGAAGUUCCGUCGUUCACAGAACUUUGGAGAAGAUGUUUCUAUGAACAUUCCAGCAGAUUUUCACCAAAUUUACAGUCAGAUGCCUGCAGGUCACCAAGCAGGCUCCGCUGGUCAGCAAGCAGGAUCUCCCGGCAGGUUUAUUUUUUUCUGUUUUCUUUCAGAUUUAACAUUACCAUCCUGGCAGCAUACUAGUAUUUUAUCCGACGAGAUGUUAAAGUCAACACCCACGUCAGGAUUUGACUGCGAUAUUUGUGGUCGGAGAUUUUCACAGAAGGGUAACAUGAAGAAGCAUUACCUUAUACACACUGGAGAGAAGCCGUACAAAUGCGACCAUUGUCCAAUGAGAUUUAGACGGACGGACCACCUGCAGAGUCACAUGACCACACGGCAUAUGGAAAAGCUUGAAGAAAAAUUCAGGCAGCGUUCAAAAAAUGUAUACAACAGUUCACAAGGCUACGAGCAAGCCCGACAUAUGAUUCCUCCGCAGAAUUACUCAUCAAGGACAAUGCCGUCAUGCCAUAUCUGUGGGAAGGGGUUUUCAUUCAAGCAGAAUCUAAAAACACACAUGAAAAUACACAGUGGAGAGAAGAAGUUUAAGUGUGAGGUGUGCAAUAAGGCUUUCAGACUUAAACACCAUCUUCAAGGUCAUAUGAUGACCCAUAUGAAUUCAGAGUAG